GCCUGUUAUCGGUAAAACGCUCAGAGAAUGGGUUUUUAAUUUGAAUUUUAAAAUGGAGUGUAACUGCUUAAACCGUCUGAACUUAGACCGAAAAAAAGCAAUUACAAUCGGAACCAUUCUUGCGGUAGUUUUUCUGUUAAUCGUUCUUGUCACUGUGGUGAUUAUUGUCUGGACAAUGCCGGAUCUCAAAGCUAAAGAUGGGAAUACUCAUAUUUGUUUGAAAAUCGACAGUGAUGUUAAAUGCUCGGAAACGACAUCGACAUUAAAAUGUUUGCUGGAAAAAGAGAUAGCUCAAGUGUACAAGGAAACGGCGGAACUAGAUACUAAAGACACAAAGGACUAUUUCAGUAAUAAUGUGAAAAUAGAAUUAAAAAAUGACUACCUAGCAUCCAUUCCUGAUAUGAAACCGGCUGCAAAGCUAGUAGGUUUGCUUGCAAACAAACAUAAAGGUUUGGAUAAAAAGAAAUCCGGGGAGUUAGAAACAGUAGUGUCUUGGUUCAACGGCAGAGAAUUGGACUACACUACCGGCUUCAUGAGAUACGGAGUGAGGUACCAGAACGGGCGGCUCAUUGUACCUUUAACAGGAACCUACAACAUUUACUCCUUCCUUAGUCUAACAGAAGACAUCGACCCAACAGAGAUACGAGAUAAGAACACCAAUGCCACGCUAAUUAAACAUGCAAUGUACAAAUUCAAUGUGAAGCAAGAACAUGACGUGGAACUUGCUUUAUGUAUGCAAACACACCGGAGGCCAACUAACAGAAAUUUCAACGCGUUCAGUUCACACAUCUCAACGUUGGUACAUUAACAAGCCGGCGACGAAAUUUCGGUGAAAAUAAGCGAUAUUUCACUAACAUCAUAUCCUGGAGACAACUUCUUUGGUCUGCAUAUGAUCUAACAAUGCAUCUGCAAAUGUCCACCCUGGAACUGCGUGCACGGCGCGUGGAUGCUCUCGACAAAAGGUUCCACAAACCAUGUUCAUUCAAUCGGUAGCACGUACAUUUUUAAAUUUGUUAAUGCACAGUAUUCAUUAUAUAUUUGUAUUAUAUUGUUUAUCUUUUAAAUUAAACUAUGAAUACUUUAAUAUGUUUGUAUAACAAUAGGGUUAUUAUGGCCUUUAGGAUCUGUCCUUAAUUCAAGGUACACACCAUGUCGAAGACUUGGCCUUUUGACAUUGGUUUUGACCCUAUCUGACUCAUAUUCAAGAUGAACUUUCUGAACACCUUUCACCAAGAUUGGAUAAACAUUUAGCUAUGAGCUUAAUGUCGACGACUCACAACGCACAACGACCGACAUAGGGUGUACUUAAAUUACAACUUUACAACAGCAGGAAUCCACGAGGAUGAGGAGCUCUUUUUAUUUGCAUUGGGUACUUGGAAGUGUGACUAAUUUUAUCACAUUAAUUGCAACAUCGAUAUAACAAAUCCGUUCCUACCAUGUAUUGUGUGUAUUUGUAUUUACAUUUUUAAAUUACGUUUGUAUGAUGUAUAUUGUUAUGUUAUAAACCUUGUGUCGUGACAUACAUUAAUAUAAAUAUUUAAGUAUGAUGACGAUGUACUGUUGUAUAAGUCUAAUACAAUGUAAUACAAUGUAUGUUUGUCUGACUUAAAUUAAAAACAACUACUGUUAGUAAAACAAGA
Dreissena polymorpha is the source of this 1640-nucleotide messenger RNA. RefSeq lists its product as uncharacterized. Gene Ontology annotation, molecular function: tumor necrosis factor receptor binding. Bases 53 to 808 code for a protein of 251 amino acids. The record is from RefSeq and is a predicted model, not a curated record. The transcript has 4 exons. Gene Ontology annotation, cellular component: membrane. Lineage: Eukaryota; Metazoa; Mollusca; Bivalvia; Myida; Dreissenidae. Gene Ontology annotation, biological process: immune response.